Molecule: messenger RNA, 2692 nt
Organism: Ziziphus jujuba (common jujube)
Lineage: Eukaryota; Viridiplantae; Streptophyta; Magnoliopsida; Rosales; Rhamnaceae
Product: long chain acyl-CoA synthetase 9, chloroplastic
Exons: 12
Coding region: 343-2433 (696 amino acids)
Cellular component (GO): endoplasmic reticulum; membrane
Molecular function (GO): long-chain fatty acid-CoA ligase activity
Source: RefSeq, a predicted model, not a curated record
GAAGGAAAAACAUUUUCAAACCGAAAACACAACACAAACAUAAAACACAGCAGUAGUCGCAAACACACUUUCUGAAACUCCAACUUCAUUCUUUCUCGAUCUCUCCGCCUCUCUAUUUCUUCCUCCGCUCUCUGCUAUUAAAACGACCUCGUUUCGAUCUCGGGAGCUUUACGUCCUUCUCUCAUUGCGUCUCUGGUCUUUUCUUUCUCUCGCAAUGCUGAUCAGCAGCUGAAUUUUGCUCUUUAUUUAUUUUUAAAUUUUUAAUUUUUUUGACCUACUUUGGCUUCCGCAGCCAAAGUUUCAAGGUGGUAGAUUCUGUAAAGCAUUUGCACUUGCCAAAGGAUGAGCGCCUAUCUUGUUGGUGUCCUAGUUCCUCUUGUGUUUACACUUCUUCUUCGGAAUUCCAAGACUGCAAAAAAACGAGGGUUGCCUGCUGAUGUUGGUGGGGAACCUGGGUAUGCAAUCAGAAACAGCAGGUUUACUUCCCCUGUACAAACAGCUUGGGAAGGUAUCUCUACUCUUGCACAACUUUUUGAGCAAUCGUGCAGGCUGUACCACGAAAAGUGCUUCCUAGGAACCCGGAAGCUGAUUUCAAGAGAGAUUGAAGUCACAGAAGAUGGAAGAUCCUUUGAGAAGCUUCAUCUGGGAGAAUAUGAAUGGCUUUCUUAUGGAAAAGCAUUUGAAGCUGUAUGCAACUUUGCUUCUGGUUUAUCUCAAAUUGGGCAUGGUAGGGGAGAACGAGCAGCAAUCUUUGCUGACACUAGAGAAGAAUGGUUUAUUGCGUUGCAGGGUUGCUUUAGGCGCAAUGUUACCGUUGUCACCAUAUAUGCAUCUUUGGGUGAGGAGGCUCUCUGUCAUUCAUUAAAUGAGACAGAGGUUACAACUGUGAUUUGUGGAACCAAAGAACUGAAGAAGCUUGUGGACAUAAGUGGACAAUUAGACACGGUGAAACGCAUAAUAUGCAUGGAUGAUGAGAUCCCAUCUAAUGCUUCAUCUGUUGAGCAAAGUGUUGGCUGGAGUGUUAAAUUAUUUUCUGAUGUGGAGAGAAUUGGCCGAGAAAACCCUGUAGAUGCCGAUUUACCUCUUCCUGCUGAUAUUGCGGUCAUCAUGUAUACAAGUGGAAGUACUGGAUUACCUAAGGGUGUAAUGAUGACACAUGCUAAUGUCCUGGCUACAGUUUCUGCUGUAAUGACAAUUGUCCCGGGCCUUGGAAGCAAGGAUGUCUAUCUGGCAUACCUUCCUCUAGCUCAUAUUCUUGAACUGGCAGCAGAGCAUGUAAUUUCUGCUAUGGGAAGUGCUAUAGGAUAUGGAUCCCCUUUGACUCUUACAGAUACAUCAAACAAGAUAAAAAAAGGAACAAAGGGGGAUGCCACUACAUUGUUGCCAACUCUACUGACAGCCGUCCCUGCAAUUCUUGAUCGUGUUAGAGAUGGAGUGCUCAAGAAGGUAAAUGCAAAGGGUGGCCUAUCCAAGAGACUGUUUGACUUGGCAUAUGCCCGUAGAUUGUCUGCAGUAAAUGGUAGUUGGUUCGGCGCUUGGGGUCCAGAAACGCUUUUAUGGGAUUUUCUUGUGUUCGGAAAGGUCCGGGCAAUUCUAGGAGGUCGUAUCCGUUUUAUCCUAUCUGGAGGAGCUCCUCUUUCUGGUGAUACUCAAAAAUUCAUCAACAUUUGUCUUGGUGCUCCAAUAGGUCAAGGGUAUGGUCUAACCGAAACUUGUGCUGGUGGAACAUUUUCUGAGUUUGAUGAUACAUCUGUUGGUCGUGUUGGAGCUCCUCUCCCAUGCUCAUUUAUUAAGUUAGUUGAUUGGCCUGAAGGUGGAUAUCUAACAAGUGAUUCACCAUUGUCCCGUGGGGAAAUUGUAAUUGGUGGUCCAAAUGUUACACUUGGAUAUUUCAACAAUGAAGAAAAGACCAAAGAAUCAUACAAGGUUGACGAGAGGGGAAUGAGGUGGUUCUAUACAGGGGACAUAGGGCAGUUUCAUCCUGAUGGUUGCCUUGAGAUAAUUGACCGGAAAAAGGACAUAGUCAAACUUCAACAUGGUGAAUAUGUCUCCUUGGGAAAGGUUGAGGCUGUUCUCUCUGCAAGCCCUUAUGUUGACAAUAUUAUGUUGCAUGCCGAUCCUUUUCGUAAUUACUGUGUCGCUCUUGUGGUGGCUUCUCAAAGCACAUUAGAAGAUUGGGCUUCAAAGCAAGGAAUUGCUUUUACUGAUUUUGCUGACCUUUGUGAGAAAAAGGAAACCAUUAAGGAAGUGCAGGCAUCACUUGUAAAGGAGGCAAAGAAAGGUCGUCUAGAGAAAUUCGAGAUCCCUGCAAAAAUCAAAUUGCUUUCUAAUCCAUGGACUCCUGAAACUGGUCUAGUCACUGCGGCUCUUAAGAUCAAGAGAGAAGUGAUUAGGAAGGCUUUCUCGGAAGACCUCUCUAAGUUAUAUGCUUAGUGAUUUUGGGUAAAACCAGAGCUCGUUGAUUAUUGUGCAAAGAAUCUUGCCUGGCUGAUGAAAUGCACGAUAGUGCUUUUGUUUUGCAGAUUUCUUUACUCUAGUUGUAUUCUUUUAGUCCUCUGUAUUAAAUAUAGAUAAAUUUUCUUGCAGCCAAGAGCUUUAUCACUAGGGAAAAGUCAGAAAGACAAGUUUUGAAUGUGUAGUUUUCACUCAUUAAAUACUCAAAGCAGGAUGGUUAACUUUCACAUCUUCCUCA